AGAAUUCGUUCUGAAGCGGAUGUUGGUGCUGGUGUUGUGUCUGUUCUGGCCGGAAUCAGUACGGCGCAGUUGCAAUAUGCGGUGUGCUUUAACGCGUUUGUGAGAGGCAAGAUGAAUUGAAACGAGGAAGUGAAUAUAAACGCACGUAUCGACCGUACGUGACAGUUGAGUUGGAUUUAUUGAUCGUGCGUGAAAUUGCUCACACCGGUGAUAUCUGGCUACGGAGUCGUAGAGGAAAACAGAGAGAGAGAGAGAGAGAGAGAGAGAGAGAGAGGAAGAGAGAGUAUAUCUCCACCUAACAACCUCACCAAUACCGAAACCACCCAACACACCCACCCGGAUUGAUCUUGCGUGGGAUGUCUAUCACGUGGCACCACGGACACCAGGCACAACAUCAGGGAAGGGGAUGCUGUCUCUGUGCGCGUUCACAACUGCUAAUGGACGAUUGUCCAUUGUCCGGUGUCCAUUAAUCGCCUCAAGUAGUUCCAUCGGGCACGAGUGGGUCGACGGUUGAGCGGCUGAUGCUUAUCUGUGUGGGGAGCAGUAUGGUUUUCCAGUGAAGCCCAAGCGGACCCGUACCACCCUCCUGGCUGACUUUCGGAAUACGUUGAAUGAUUUUCGAUUUUCCGAGUCUUCUUUGAUUGGAUUUUCUACCAUCGGCCUACCGUUCGUCGGUUAGCGGGAAAGACGGGCUCGGGCUCCGUGGCUGUGUAGGUGAGACGGUGUGGGUGAUAAAUUAAUUAAUUUCCACCAGCAACGGCCGCCCGACCCGGUUCGCUGGUUCGAUCAUUUCGAUUCUCCUAGCAAGAACACCACCGUCAGGUUCCGAAUCGUCUCAGGGAAGCCCUCGUCUUGGAAGUUGGUCGAAUCAUUACGUACACUGUCCGCUUCAAGGAAACGAAACCUUUUGGUGGUCCAGUUUCUACAAGUCGAAACAGGGGACAGAAUAAAGGAAAAUUCACCCUAGUCGCUCCCUUACUUUGGUAAAUCCACCACGCUUAAGUCUGUAGCACGUGGUGCCACCCGGUAGUUAGUGUACGCGCGAGGGUAGAAAACUUUGUUGCCACCCACUUUGAUCCGUCCAUCGGCAGUUCCGAGCGCGCGCUAAAUAGUAGUGAAACACGCGCGAAAGAAGUUAGCAAGUGGCAGGGCCCGAAACCUAAAAUUCACCAGGUGUUAUUUACACGUCAACGCACGUUUCCGUGUUCGGUUCAUGGUGCGUGAAGGACGUUAACGCCAUUGGUCCCGAAAAUCCUGCUCCUGUAUGUCUGUGUGUGUGUAUGUGUAAGGGGAGGACCGUGAAUUGAGCCUUUCGAGUUGCUCACUCGUGACCGAGUGACGUAAACCCCAGCCGUUCCGUAUUUCGCGCCAUGCUUUCGUGAGCAUCUUCCGCGGACACACAAAAAUGGUUGCUUUUCGAGUGUGUGCCGAAGUAUGCGAUGUGUGCCCAAAACGUGAAACAAGUGCUGCUGCUCGUUACCUGCAUCUCAACGAUGUACCACGUUGGUGGUGGUGCUUUCCCUGAAUGGUGCCCUUAUGGCAGAGUAGCGAGCAGAAAAGUUCUUCAAUCAUCGCAACAAAAUUGUGUUACAGGGUAGAGGUGUUCGGUGUGGGCGAAAGGCAAGCAGGGAGAAGAAAAAUAAAAAAGAAAAGCAAUUAGCCAUUGGUGGAAAAGUGGAUAAAGCGAAAGAUAGUAAUUAUGUGCAUUAAACUGUGCCCCGGUACGGUGGGCAUCGGAAGGCCAGUGUGGAAGGUGGGAAGGCGGAAGCGUUCGUCGUUGGCGUUUCUGGUGCUGGUGGUCCUGUGCGGAUUGUCAGCGUCCACGUUUGUUGGAGGCACGAGCAGCGCUAAGGAUGGCGAAUAUGAAAACACACCGCUGCAUUUGUCGGAGGCCGUGCAGGGUACGGUGGGCCAGCUGGAGUGCAACAUCACGUCGCCAAUUACCGGUGACCGGGCGAUACUGGUGAUCUGGUACAAGGGUGCCCAGACGAUCCCUUUCUACACGUUUGACGCUCGUGAUGUACGGGAAGGAUCGCACCGUAGCUCUAAUUCAUCCUUCGAUGGACGGACCAACUUCUACCCAAACCGAACGCCAGCCAUGCUGGAGAUCCUACAGACGAAACCGACCGACAGCGGGAUCUACCGGUGUCGGGUCGAUUUUCAUAAAAGCCCUACGCGCAAUACACGCGUUCAGCUGACUGUUAUAGUGCCUCCGGAGAAGCUGCUGAUAGUGGACGAGAAAGGAUCGCACAUUCGGCACUACAUUCUGGGCCCGUACAAUGAGGGAGCGACGAUCAACAUUACCUGCAUCUCGACGGGUGGUCGUCCUCUACCGAAGGUGCAAUGGUGGUACGAGAACAAGAUCAUCAACAAUACCUCCGUCGUACUGUCGGACAAGCGAGUCAAAAACACGCUCGUCCUGCAUCGACUUGAGCGGAAACAUCUGAAAUCGGUCUUCACGUGCCAGGCUGCCAACAACAACGUGACGAAUCCGAUAUCGGCCUCGAUAACGCUUGACAUGAAUUUGCGACCACUUUCGGUACGGUUACAGGGUAAGAACCGACCACUAUCGGCUAACCACACGUACGAUCUGCAGUGUGAAGUGCUCGGAUCACGGCCAGCUCCUACUAUCACCUGGUGGAAAGGCAGCACACAGAUGCGCGGUCAUCAUGAAACGACGGACCCGGACGGUAACAUCACCGUAUCGAUACUGAGCUUUCGACCCACCAUCGAUGAUAAGGGCAAAUAUUUGUCCUGCAGGGCAGAGAUGGCUGUCAUACCGGAUGCUGGGAAGGAGGACGGCUGGAAGCUUGACAUCUACCACGUUCCCGUGGUAACGCUCGAGUACGGCACGAACUACAACUACACCUCCUCCAUCCCGGAAGGAGUCGACGUGUACUUCGAGUGCAACAUCAAAUCCAACCCGUGGGUGUACAAAGUGAUCUGGCGUCAUUACGGCAAGGAGCUGGUCAACAAUCCUUCCGAAGGAGUUACCGUAUCGAACCAGAGCCUGGUGCUGCAGAACGUUAGCCGCAGCCGGGCCGGACUGUACACGUGCGUCGGCAGCAACCGGGAGGGGGACGGUGAGAGUAACCCUGUCCAUCUGGACAUAAAGUUUGCGCCCGUUUGUCGACCGGGGCUGGUGACGACGUACAAUGUGGGCCGGAACGAGCUGGCCAAGAUUGUGUGUGAGCUGGAGGCAAACCCGAGCAACGUUACGUUCACCUGGAAGUACAACACAUCCGUGUCGGAGAGUUUGGAUAUUCCUGCGUCGGAGGUGUUGAGCGAUCGGACCAAGAGUGUGGCUCACUUCAAACCUGUUACGGAAAAGGACUACGGGACGCUGCUGUGCUGGGGCCGGAACGAAAUUGGCGCCCAAACGGAGCCUUGUUUAUUCAAUCUCAUACCAGCAGGAAAACCGGAUCCACUAUCGAACUGUACGAUCCUGAAUCAGACGUUUGACAUGCUGCAGAUUGAAUGUCUGGAGGGCUACGACGGUGGGCUGCCACAGGUCUUCCAGAUCGAGCUGUACGUGAUCGGAAGCCGGCAGCAAAUGACUUCGAUUAAAUCAACUUCACCUUCGUUCGACCUGAAAGGACUCGAGCCCGGUGUAGGAUAUGAUAUUAUACUCACUGCCAAAAACUCCAAAGGUUCCAGCGAUCCCACCUAUCUGCAAGCGUUCACGUUGAAAAAUCCUGAGAAACAAACGGAUUUGUCUCUCGUUUAUUCGCCGGCACUGCUGCAGAUUAAGCCGUUCAUCGGUACGCUGCUCGGGGUGGUGGCCGCCCUCAUAUCGAUCGCCUCCAUCAUCGUGUGCGUGACGCGCCUUCGAGGGUCAGCCGGCCGGGAUCGCGAUUGUGGGAGCAACAUGUCAACGAACGAUGCUUCCGGCAUCAGUCAGUCCAUUCCGGAUGCGGAUCUGGCCAGGGAACAGUGCAACGGAAGCAUCGACAGCAUCGAGAAAAACCCGGACAUCAUUCCACAAGCGAUUCUAACGCACCGGCUGGAAGAAGACGAGAAAGCGUUCGAGUGGCUCAACAAUGCGGCCCAUCCCCGGCUUUACGCAACGGCCGCGAUGGCGGAACAGCAGUCCGGUGGCUUGCUGCCUCCGAGUGCGGCCGCCGCGACGUACGACACGCGUGCAUUCUACGCUCUAGCCAGAGACGUCCAGCAGCAGCAGCAGCAACAGCAGCAGCAUCCACAGCAAAACUGUAUGCAACAGAACGUGUACCCGGUGGCGUCGUCCGAUAGUCAGAGUUACAUCCCGAUGCACGGUACGAUCAUUUCGACCCCCAUCAUCGGUGGAUAUGGAAGCGAUGGUCACAAGCACGACUUGACCUACGCCGACCUAACGAUGAGCGGCGUGGGUGGAGGUGGACCGGGCAGUGGAGGAGGCGGUAUAGGAGGAAUGCCAAAGCUCAAUCCCGGUCAACCGCAGAUGUACGUCAGUGCAACGCUGGGCCGACCACGGCAAUCCGACAUCAAGCGGUCCGAGCCAACGAUCUAUGCCCAGAUCGAUUUAGCUCAUCAUCCCGCCGUACAUACGAGCAACCUAGUCUACACGAAUGCACCACGUCAAUCGAUACCGAUUUCCCAUGCUACCGGACUUCCGGUAAGCGGUGGUCACCUGCUCCAGCAGCAUACGGUGUCAGUGCAGUCACCACUUCAAAGGGCACCCGAUUCCAGCCAAUCGUCGCUGACCGAACGCUAUCCACCACCGCCCCUUUUCGGGGGUUCGCUUCCGGUUGGCAAUCAGCAGCACUGCUCCAACGAACCGCUUUUUAACAUUCCUCCUCCACCUCCUUCCCCACCGCCGCCGCCACCACCCAUACCACCACCAAAGCCUACCAUACGGACUGACUCAUACAAAGCUUCGCUCGAUAGGAUGUGCGAUCAGCAAUGUACUUUACAAUCCUUCUUCGAUUCAAAUCCCACCAUCACGAUUGAACGAUCUUCUCUUACCACACCUCAAUAAACCAUUGCUUUGCUUCUACCCUACCACUAACACACUAACCUGCCGGAAACCUUCCCACAGCCAAGCUUACUUCAAACGGUUCCUGAACUACCCCACAACCCGUCGGUUGGAGCGUCCAAUGGUGGCGGUUCCAUUGCCUCACAAGAUCUUUCCACCGGUGGACUGCCGACGAUCGGCGAGGGUCGAUUGCUGAACCAUGCGACCCGUUUCUGAUAGGAAGUGAAACAGCUCCACCAAACGACUGCCCUCUAGAGUGGUUGAUUGAUGUCCGGCUUACUACUACUACUGCAACUUCUUCUACCACUACUACUAUUGACCAUCAAGGAAAUUUUUUCACCGAUUUAGCCCUUCGUUCUCACAAAUAAAAUGCUCUGUUUAGUAAUUCGGUUCAUAUUACUAAGGAAGUUUUAUUAAAACUUGCUAAAUUUGUAAUGUUGCAAGACGGCAGUAGGGUUAAUAAUCAUAAAAUGUUAAAACAUUUUAUCAUUUGUUAUUUUCUUCUAACGGUUUUCUAAUUGGACCUAAUGGAAAACUAUGUAACAAACAAUAAACUAAAAACCGAUCCAUCCGACACUGUAACGGACAAGGCAGAGCUGAAAACUAACAGAAGAAUGUUUAAUACUAUUUGAACUCUCAACACUCAUACAGAAAACACACAGUGAAAACUUACCUGUACAUAGGAAACGGUAUCCAGCGCAUCGGAACGCAGAACGAACCGACGAUUUUUACUACUCUCAAAACAAACCGGAACUCUUUCUAUGCUGUAAAAAAAAACUAACCUUAAAUUAUGAAGGUAUCCUACAAUGAAAAAUAAAAACGGUGGCAACAAACGGAACAAAAACUGAGAAACUAUGGGAUAGUUUGUGUUACGUACCAGUGUAAUAAAAAUCGAAAAUAACUGCAUCUUGUUUCUAGAUUUAUGUUUGUCCUAUAACCAAUGAAACUAAAAUCACACGUAAAUCCCACAACACUACUAUCUAACUCGAUAUUUAAAUCAAACCCAAGGGAUUAAAGGGAAACCGUAAGCUAAAUCGUAAUCGUAACCUUGCACUAUGCGCCACAAACUAAACACAAAUCAUCUCUUUACUAUUACUACUAAAACUGAUAAACAAAUGGGCGGUGUAGAGUGUUUGUGUAAGGAUAUGCGUGAACGAAGGUGGAAGUGAGUGUGUAUAAAAUAGACAAGGUGUACGUAUGGAGCCGCACGAGAGUGAGCAAAAGUAGUUAACGAUACAGAAAAAAUCAAAUUAGCUGAACACUUGCCACAUCCAGUUCGAUGGUGACACGGUGAUUUAUCGCGAACGGUUGACUUUUUUUAGUAAAAUGGAAAAUGUUGACAAAAAAGCAUUUGCUAACAAAACAAACACAUACAAACAGCACACUGGUGUACGAUGUGGUGCGAUCGAUGGAGAUUGGUGUAAAAUAUUGUAAUUACAGAGAUCUGCAGGUACGUUAUCCCACUAUCCAGUCAAAAGAUGCAGUGGCGUAAAACUCAAGCAUAACAAUAAACAUAGAAUCAAGAAUAGAAAAAUGAUAAAAGAAAUAGGUAAACACGAGAUAAUGAAAACGAAAGUAUGGAAACGAGUGAAAAUGGAAAAGAAACGAAAACCAACUGGUUAAGAUUUUAGCUAAUUUCAGCACGAACGAUUGUUCCGCCCGCUGUGAGCAAGGACAAAGUAAAGUAAGUUUUGCCUAGAAUGAUGUAGUUUAGCAUGAAUUGGAUUGUUCGUGGUUUGAUCGAGUGGUUGACAGUGUAUAAUAGUGUGCAGUCUCUCGUACAGCGGGAAGUUUUCAUAAGUCGGUUUUGUUUGUACAUUAGAUUUGAUUCAUUCGCAACUAUUAGCAUACAACAUACAAAACAAACAGCCAAACAACUGACGGAACGACGUUUCUAACAAACUGGAAGAAAACGGAAAGUCCGGUGGUAUAUUAACAAGCCACUAACCAGAAGAAGGAUGUGACAACAUGUGUACGUAAAAACAAAGGAAACUGUGUGAAACUGUGGAACAGAUUCAUAAAGCUAAUUGUUACUAACAGAUAAACAGAUAAGCGUUGUGGAGGGGACACACUGGAAGGGAAACGAGCGUAUAGAUUGCGGUGUGUUCCACAGUGUUCCUCUUCCGGAUGCAUCAAGGUGGAUGAAUCGUUUUGAAAUAAAUGAAAAAAGCAGGGAUUAUUUAACUUAC
This is a messenger RNA of Anopheles stephensi (Asian malaria mosquito), 7161 nucleotides long. RefSeq names its product nephrin-like. The coding region runs from base 1700 to 4975 and encodes 1091 amino acids. The transcript has 19 exons. Gene Ontology annotation, molecular function: protein binding. The record is from RefSeq and is a predicted model, not a curated record. Lineage: Eukaryota; Metazoa; Arthropoda; Insecta; Diptera; Culicidae.